Molecule: messenger RNA, 2880 nt
Organism: Ananas comosus (pineapple)
Lineage: Eukaryota; Viridiplantae; Streptophyta; Magnoliopsida; Poales; Bromeliaceae
Product: U-box domain-containing protein 6-like
Exons: 6
Coding region: 302-2620 (772 amino acids)
Biological process (GO): protein ubiquitination
Cellular component (GO): nucleus; cytoplasm
Molecular function (GO): ubiquitin-protein transferase activity; protein binding
Source: RefSeq, a predicted model, not a curated record
UCCCGAGAAUCUCGUCUCGUAUCCUCUCCUCCACACUCUCUCUCUCUCUCUCUCUCUCUCUCUCUCAUCUCUCUUCGCCUCCUAUUUUGGAGCGCUCUCUCGCGAUGGGGAAACCCUAAUUUGGUCGAAGAGAGAGAGAGAGGUAGGGGGAAUGAGAUCGCGAUGCGUAUCGGGACCGACCCCUCCUCCUUCUCCUCCUCCGCUUCGUCGACGUUGUCGUCUUCGUUGGUCUCCGCGCGAAUGAAGCCUCCGUGGCGAAUUUCUCCCCUCUUUUUGUGAUGUGAGGUGAAUAAGGAAAGCCAUGGAUGGUGCUGAGGUUGAGGAGCAUCUCCUUGCUGCGGGCAAUUGGAAGUUGCAUGGAGGGAUGUGUAAACAACUCAGUGGAGUUGUUUAUAAAUUUUUGGUCAUCUUUCCCAUCCUGGAAGCUGCAAAACCUGCAAGCAAGUCUGGCAUUCAGGUAUUGUGUUCAUUGCACAUAGCUCUUGAGAAGGCAAAACGUUUGCUUCAGCAUUGCGCAGAAUGCAGCAAGAUUUACUUGGCUAUAACCGGAGAUUCAGUUCUUUUGAAAUUUCAAAAGGCAAGAUCUGUUCUUCUGAAAAGCCUUCAACAUGUCGAUGAGAUAGCCUCCCCUUCUAUUUCUUGUCAGAUUGUAGAGAUUCUAAGCGAGCUUGAGGCGACUGAGUUCACUUUGGAUCAGUUGGAGAAGCAAGCCGGUGAUGAACUUAUUCAACUGCUUCAGAAGGACAGAAAACUCAAUACCACGUCCAUCAAAAAUGUUGAAUUAGAAAAUUUUCACCAAGCUGCCUCAAAGCUAGGCAUCACAUCAUCCCGAGCUGCUUUAACCGAGAGAAGAGCUCUCAAGAAGCUUAUCGAAAAAGCCCAUGCUGAAGAAGAUAAGAAGAAAGAAUCCAUCGUAGCAUACUUAUUACACCUCAUGAAAAAAUACUCCAAGCUGUUCAGAACUGAAGCUUCUGAUGAUACUGACUCCCAAGGUUCUUCUCCUCGUUCGCCAACACUCAAUUUGUUUAAUGAGAAUGGCCAAGCUUUCGAAAGACAGCUAUCGAAACUAGGUUCUUUCAAUUCCAAGCAGAAUGAGGUAUUAUCAGGGAGUUUUCCGAUUCCACCUGAGGAGUUAAGGUGCCCAAUAUCAUUACAACUGAUGUAUGACCCCGUUAUAAUCUCAUCCGGGCAGACAUAUGAGCGAGCAUGCAUUGAGAAAUGGUUCAAUGACGGCCACAGAACUUGCCCUAAAACACAACAAGAGCUAUCUCAUCUCUCUCUUACUCCCAAUUAUUGUCUUAAAAGUUUGAUUACUAGUUGGUGUGAACAGAAUGGGGUUCCCAUUCCAGAUGGCCCACCAGCAUCUCUAGACUUCAACUAUUGGAACCUAGCUUCAACAGAGAGCGAGGCCACUGAUUCGAGAUCAGUGGAAAGUAAUGGCUCGUUCCAUUCUGCGGAUAUGAAGGUGGUUCCUUUUGAUAAGGUUGGUGAUGCUAAUUUGGAAAAUGGCUCUUUUAAGAAGUGUGGAGCGGAUGGGAGAGAGAGCUAUGAAAGGUCGGCAAGUGUGCUGAGUGAGAGUGGGAGUUUGGCAGAGCAACGGAAAGCUGUGGAGGAGAUUAGAGCGCGGUUGAAGGACGAUGAGGAAGCGAGGAUCUGUAUGGGUGCUAAUGGCUUUGCUGCAAAGCUGGUUCGGUUUUUGGAGAAGGCUAUUUGUGAAUUAGAUGAGAAAGCUCAGGAGGUCGGAGCAAUGGCUCUGUUCAAUCUUGCUGUCAAUAAUAACAGUAACAAAGAAAGGAUACUACAUGCCGGAGUGAUCCCCCUGCUCGAGGAGAUGAUUGCGAAACCGAAGGCCUCCGAGGCGGCCACUGCUCUUUACUUCAACCUCUCCUGCCUUGAUGAGGCUAGGCCGACCAUCGGCUUGAGCCGGGCCGUCCCUUUCCUCAUCCAAUUCCUUAAAGAGAAAAACAACUCCCAAAGCAGAACCCGUCAGCUCGACGCUCUCUACACCCUUUACAACCUCUCCGCAGUUGCCUCAAACAUCCCGACCCUAAUUUCCUCCGGCAUCAUCAAGAAUCUCCACUCGCUCCUCGGUGCGGGCUAUCCGUUAGUCGAUAAGUCGCUCGCCAUUUUCAUAAACAUAGCGCUGAAACCAAUCGGACGGAAAGAGAUGAUCGCCACACCGGGACUGAUCGGUUCGAUUGCGGCGAUCUUGGACGCCGGCGAACUGGCGGAGCGAGAGCAGGCGGCAGCAUGCCUGUGGGUGCUGUGCGACGAGGACGAGGACUGCAUUCACCACGUACUGCAAGAAGGGGUGAUUCCAGCGCUAGUUUUGCUCGCGGCGAACGGGACUCAGAAAGGGAAGGAUAGGGCGCAGAAGCUGCUCAGCCUGUUCCGGGAGCAGCGGCAGCGCAAGCUGUCGCCAGGCCGGGUUCAGCUCCACGAAUUCGACAAGGCAGAAUUCGGGUUCGAUGAGCCACCGCCGCGGAGAGCGGAGGUGGCUGACGGGCGAGGGUGCCUGCCGGAGGUGAAGCACUUGAGCAAGUCGAGGUCGAGGAGGCUGGGGAGGGCGCUGACGUCUAUCUGGAAGCACGGGAAUUUCUCGCGGUGUCGCCAUGACUAGAAUUUGACGGCACGGCGCUCUACGCCUUUAUAUUGGGUAUGUAUGUAAAUUAAUUCUCUUUAAUGGUAGCUUUUUUUUUCGCCCUUCAAUUUGUGUUUAUGUUGUUCUUGUUUCUGUAUUGUGUUCUGUAAUUUUCAAUCUAUUCUGCUCUGUUACUUUGCACAAGUCUGAAAAGAAAAGAAAAGAAAAGAAAAACCCUAGAAUUGUACAGUCCUUUCCUCAGUUUGGAAAUAUAGCAGAGUUUUUCUUUGUAUGUUUCA